Acipenser ruthenus (sterlet) is the source of this 1641-nucleotide messenger RNA. RefSeq lists its product as uncharacterized. Lineage: Eukaryota; Metazoa; Chordata; Actinopteri; Acipenseriformes; Acipenseridae. Bases 557 to 1324 code for a protein of 255 amino acids. The transcript has 6 exons. The record is from RefSeq and is a predicted model, not a curated record.
AUUUUAUUAAAUAAAUACUGUUUCAUGAAUAUUACUCUAGAUUUUUUUUUUAGAUCAUCGUUUUUGCGGUGAUUGAACUUUGUGAAGAUGGCAUUAAUUUUGAUUGCUAAAGAAGCGAAACAAAUUAUCAGAAGUCUUGCUUACUGACGAUAGACCUAGUUAAGAACUGUAUGUAACAACAUGUGUCAGUUUAAAAACAGGAUGUGGUAAGUCUGUUUCUAAAAACUAAACAAUAGCAGCGUUUAUUUUUAAUGACUUGUAAUCUAAAAACAUGGGCAACCUUUUAGCUUGUUGGAUGAGUAGAUUCCUGAGGCAGGAUUAACAAAACAAAGCAUGAGAAUUUAUUUAAAUUAUUAUCAGCCACAAGGAAUGGAAAGCCAAAAUACUUAACAAGUGACGGUUAUAGACCACUGCUGGAACUGACAAAGUUACACCAUAAGUGCAGUACAGAAACCAGGACCAGAGGACACAGCUGGAAAUUAAGUGGAGGUAGACUUUAGGACAGAGGGAAGGAGACACUUCACACAGAGAGCGUGCUGUCAAGCUUGACAUUAAAAUGAGUCUGCUGGCUCUGGUGCUUUUGAGUCUGAUGCAAGGUACCCAAACUGUUCAUGUUUCCCAAUGGCCGGAGCUGGUGACUGCAGCGGUAGGAGGGAACGUCACUCUGAAAUGCAACAUCUCCUACAUCAGCAAAAACAUCAGGCGUAGGAUAGUGUACUGGUUCAUUCCCGGGGCUGGGGAUGACGAUGACGAUAUCCCUCUCCAUCCCUCCCCUGGAUCUCAGUACCAGGGGCGAGUAGCCCUGGUGGGAGCGGAGAACACAUCCAUGCAAAUCUGUGAGCUUCAACUCCAGGACUCCUGCAGGUAUUACUGCAUGCUGUCCUAUGUGAAUGGGGACACUCCGAACAGGACCAUCGGAGGUGGAACACAGCUCUACGUUCACGGUCCCCUUCAUUUCAACCUGACAGCUGAGAAUCCCUUUGUGCUGUACUGUGAGAUCAACGUGGGCAACUUCACAGGGCUCAGCCUGGUUUUUCAGAGAGAAGGUAGCGAGAUGGGCGAGGCGAUGACGAUCACGCCGCUAGAGAACGGAUCAUUCCUCAUAUCCCGGGAACUCUGUGUCAAGCAAGGCACGCUGCAGGAAUACCAGUGUCUGCUGAAGCAUAGCUCUGGGGUCUUUCUACUGAAGAAAAGUCUGGAUGUGCCCCCAUUCUAUCCUGAAGAGUAUCCACAACCCAUACUCCUCUAUGCUUGUAUUCUUGUGUUCCCAUCCACAAUGCUCAUUGUUAUAUUGAUAGUAGUCCUCAUAAAAACGAAACACUGACAGAUUGCAAGGUAACUGUAAUCUAUCUAUCUAUCUAUCUAUCUAUCUAUCUAUACAUUUGCAAGGGUCAGCAACUAAGAUAUAGAUAACUAAGGAGGCUGUGUGGUCCAGUGGUUAAAGAAACGGGCUAGUAACCAGGAGGUCCCCAGUUUAAUUCCCACCUCAGCCACUGACUCAUUGUGUGACUCUGAGCAAGUCAUUUAACCCCCUUGUGCUCUGUCUUUUGGGUGAGACGUAAUUGUAAGUGACUCUGCAGUUGAUGCAUAGUUCACACAUCCUAGUCUCUGUAAGUUGCCUUGGAUAAAGGCGUCUGCUAA